This is a messenger RNA of Dacryopinax primogenitus, 3169 nucleotides long. RefSeq lists its product as uncharacterized. The coding region runs from base 196 to 2961 and encodes 921 amino acids. The record is from RefSeq and is a predicted model, not a curated record. The transcript has 3 exons. NCBI's taxonomy places the organism in Eukaryota, Fungi, Basidiomycota, Dacrymycetes, Dacrymycetales, Dacrymycetaceae.
AAAGAUAGAAUACUGACGAUCUUUACUAACGAACUUCUUUGACAGCACGCUGACAGGCACAGUUUAUAAGGCGGCGAGUCCGCUUCUUGACCAACAUCCCAACACCACGACUCCACACCACUACGAUUACGACAACGACUUGCUGGGCAAUCACUUACUUUGUAUUUUCGCAGAUCUUUAAAUAUCUUGAACAAGAUGACACGUCUAUGGGAGAAGCGACAGGGAAGCGAGACGGACCAACCGCUACCUGACUACCUAUCCUACUCUGCUUAUUCGACAGCAGCGAAUGGGGAGAGACAGUAUACGGUCGUUCUGCUCCCGCAAACAUACUAUGGGCCGUCGAUCCCGUUGGGGACAGAUGGCGUGUACGUCUAUGGUGGGCCGACAUCCCCUGCAGACAACGCAGCUGCAGCACCGACGGACCCCGCGUCUAUUCUUGCUAGCGUAGCGAGCCAGGCUUCCGCAGCAGUGACCGCUUUGCCGGAGACGACCGAUCCGGCAUUCUUGUCCACCUUCUCUGAGGCCUCGGUCCGUUCCACUUCCCUCGCCGAGGAGAUCACCUCCGCAUUCUCCCAGCUGUCUAUCGCCGAGCAGGCCAGUCAGAGCGUCGAGAGCUUCUUCUCGGAAGUGUCGAGCUCCGUGAGUAUGCAAAGCACAGCCAGUACUGAGAGCACCCAAUCGACCGCGAGCGCUCAGAGCGUAGCCAGCGUGAGCAUGACGAGUGCUAUAAUCGCAAGUCUUUCGAGCAGAAGAGAGAGCAGAAGCAGCACAAGAAGUGUUGAGAGCACAGCGAGCGUCGUAUCAAGAGAAAGUACAAGCUCAACUGCAAGUGCAGCAAGUUUGACCUCCCUCGCAAGUGCCGCCAGUGUCGCUUCCGUGUCCUCGAUCAGCCGCACCUCCGCGAUAGCACAGUCAACAGAAAGCACGGCAAGUGCGGCCUCCGUCUCAUCUCUCAGCCAUAUCUCGCAAAGCUCCCAAAGCGUGAUCUCAACCGCUUCCGCCUCCUCCUCCACCCCAACCGCCAUCGCUGCCGGUUCCACCAGUUUUCCGACCCGCAAUAUCAUCGCUUUAGCCAUCGGCUUAUUUUUCGCCCUCCUCCUAAUUGCGCUCAUCCUCAUUUGUCUCUUCCGCUGGAGGCAGCGUCGUAACCGCUCGCUUGUCCCUCAGCAGCGGAUACCUGCGGAGCGGAGUCACAGCGUCCACCAGAGCAUGUUCUUCGGGCGCGGAGGACCCAGCGAUGGGCGGGUGAACGUCCAAGGGACAGUGUUUGACCUCUGGACACCGGAACAAAGAGCGGCUCGGGAGAAUGCACAACAAAGGCGAAGCGUGUCGAGCUGGGCAGGGCGCACCCUAGCCCUCAUCACAGGCACUUACGGCAGUAGGGGAAGUGCUGGCUCCGGGAGUGGUGGUAGCGGGCGCUCUAGGGGAACGGGAUCCUCGCGUAUCGGCAUUGCCCGAAAAGUCUCCCGCACCGCGGCGGAGGAUGGUUUGUUGGAAGAAGAGACGCCGCUUGUCGGACAUAAUUCACCGCCCCUCUCGCCGCCACCUUUCCACUCUCCUCCCGCUGCGGGAGGCGGCGGCCGUGUUGUACCGCUCCCCACGGUGCGGGAGCCAUCCUUUCUCUCGCCGGUUGUGCCACCGUUCGCCGCGGUGCGCGACUCCGGCUCGUUCUCAACACCCUCCGCGGUCCAUUCCGCAAAUCAAUCCAGGUUAACCCUCCCCCUGUCGAUGGCAUCCCGUCCCGAGUCUCCAGGUGAUGGUGAGCAUGAAACUGCGGAACUGCUUGUGGCACGGCGGGUCACUCGCAGCCCUUCUCCAAAAAUGGGACGGUUGAGCUGGUUUAUGCGCAUGGGGCUGAUCGGUGGCGGAGGGCCUUCUACUUCUAGCCAGGAGGGCCAUGCGAGUAUGACCGAAGUGGGACCGACAGCCGAAAGUGAGGCCGAGUUUGCGCCUCCGGAGAUGUCAGAGAUCCGCACAGAGGGCGGGACGAGCCUCAAGAGCUGGCUCGAGAUGGGUGGCAAUGCACAUUCCUUCCCGCAGCCGCCGCCAUUACCACCUUUGCCCAACCAACCGCAUCCACGCCAGCCCACGAGCCUGAGUACACCGCAGAAUGGUGCCAGGCCCAUCAGCACCAUUAGCACAAAUUCGGUAUACCAUGACGCCCUUUCCGACCUACCGCCAACUUCCUCUAGACCUGGUACCCCUUCCUACACCGCCAUCCCCGCUCCGCCCGCUCCCUCCACCCCGCCACGGCGCCGCCCAGUCCCAUUUGUGAGUCACCAUAGGAUCAUCGCGAGUGGCAGCCUCCCAGGAAGCCGUACCGACUUGCUGGACUCGCCAGUUCCCUCCCCGCUCCGCAGGUCAUUCAAUGCAGGGACCGGGUCUCCACCCAGUGCCUGGUCAAAACAGCCGUACAGUCCCGACCUAGAGGAUGAACUCCAGCCGCCACCGGCGACCGCCUGGCGGAAUAGCAGGGGAUCAGAGGAGAUGGCGUCACCAAUCGACCUGGGCCCAAGCGCAGAGAGGAAAGAGGAGCCGCAUCGAUCCGGUGGCAUAAAGCGCUUCACAUUUGGGUACCCGAUCCUGACGGACGCUCCUCAGCCCCCACAGCGGGUGAGGGAUGGAGAGCACGGCCCAUUCCACUCCCUCCCGGCUGGAGCGGCGCCCCCGAAGGUCAGGGACUCAAUGACUCACUUCGAUACCCUGUCGUCACGUGGAGCCGCGUCCUUUGACAACCCUUCACUCACGGCCGAUACCUCCUUCAACGCCUCAACUCCGACGACAACAACUCCGCGAAGCAGUCUGGCCCCUUCACAUAAAGGCGUUACCCUUCGGGGUUUGGGUCUUGAGGACCCUGUACCGAUGGCCUUCUCAGCGUGCGGCAAGCCGAAGACGCGUGCGGGCAGGCCCGCAACUCCGAGCAACACCUCCGGUACCCGCGUUGACUCGUCGGGCCGAUAAUAGCCAGGCUAUUAUGUUUCUUUCGUCAUAUCGCACGGACUCUCGGGCCGACCUCGCCUCUGCGUAUACAUAUUUCAGAUUUGGGACAGUUCGAAGCCUGGCCAUUGGCCUGUCGUACAGCUUCCGUGUCAUUGUCGGGCGUGUACUUUCUUGUUCCGGCCCGCAUUGUAUCAUGUAACUUCAAUAUGAUUGUUCGCAUAUGGUUUCC